Molecule: messenger RNA, 2788 nt
Organism: Panicum virgatum (switchgrass)
Lineage: Eukaryota; Viridiplantae; Streptophyta; Magnoliopsida; Poales; Poaceae
Product: cell wall protein DAN4-like
Exons: 9
Coding region: 257-2674 (805 amino acids)
Molecular function (GO): chromatin DNA binding; transcription coactivator activity
Source: RefSeq, a predicted model, not a curated record
ACGGAGGUAAUUCAUCAACGCAAGUGCCAUCGAUUUCUACUCACGGAAGGCAAUCUUCUCAGCUGCAAAGCCUUCCUACGACAUCUUUAGUUUCGGGCCUAGUGCCAAACCAGAACGUGGCUUGUCCUUCAGCACAAAACAUCACGUCAACGUUAAGCAAGAACAUCUAGAGGUUACAAGAAAGCCAGGUCAAACUCUUAACUCGCGACAAGCAUCAACAACUCCAUCGGAAACAAAUGUCCUACUCAGUCAGCGGAUGGUACAACCAGUAGCAUCUGAAAAGUUGAAGCAACUAGCCUUGCAAAUGCAGCCCUCAGACUUUUCAGGAUGCAACCCAAAUAGAAUUACACAGCCACAAGGACAGCCAGUUCAACCAAAUGUGCAGCAGAAUCCCUUCGGGAAAAAUGGUAUGUUGCCGAAGGAACUCAUGAUGGUGAAUCAAAAAGGUUUGGGGUUCAACCAACAACAGACGAUGGAUAGGCAAAAGUACCAAAUGCAGGUGCAUAAUGGUCAUCUUGGAGCACAGAAUACUCAACCUGGUGUAACAAUUGGAUUAGGGUCAAAGCUGAGGAUGCAUGAACAAGAGGCACUCAAUGAACAUAUCGAAAUAGAAUCUCAGCCUGUGGCCCUACCUCAGCAGCUGAUCACCGCCAGUCAGCAAAACAUCUUGUUCUCAACUACGGGAAAUGCUGGAGAAGUUGAUUGGAGGGAGGAAAUGUUUCAGAAGAUCAAGCCGCUAAAGGAUGCUUACCUUUUAGAGCUCAUGGAAUUGGAUAAAGCCAUUCUUGUUCCAAAACUUUCACAGAAGCAGCUUGAGUCAUUACCCAAUGAAAGAGCUCAACAAUACAGAUUUAGAGUACACUUGAAGCAGAAAACAAAACUGAUGGUGAAAUUCUUACUGCUAGAGAAAAGCAGCAUCCCUGACAACUACAGGGGGCAGCUCUCCAUGUUUCUCAAGUCCAUACAAGAUUUGCUAGGUUUCUACAGGAGAAGUAGAAAUAGGUACCAGAUUUCUCAUGGGCAGCCUAAAAUAAUCAAUCUUAUUGGUGAUCAGGCUCCAUCCAGUGCUGGUACAAGCCAUCAAAAUCAGCAAGAACAACCUGUAAAUACCCAGUUGAUGAAGAAUAUUAUAACUACAACACCAGCAGCUCAAGAAAUCAAUAGCAACAGCUUGUUAGGAGUAGAAAGCUCUUGUUUCCCUAAAAAGACACGAGGAUUGGUGCAGUCUUUGCCAAUCGAUAAGCUUCAGGAGUGUUGCACACAGACACUUUCACUUGCUAUCAAGGCAGGCACUGUAAAAGUCUCUUCACCUUCUCAGGUGUCCACAUCCUCAUCACCCAUUUCUACGCCAAGAGAUGCAAAUCCUACAACCUCAUCCUCUGUUUCUGUGAAGUCCACAUUGCCAUCAUCAGUUGCCAAGCCAGGUGUUUUAAAAGUUGCCUCGUCAUGUGCUUCAGGGAACUCUAUGUUGCCAUCAUCAUUUGCCCAAUCUACUUCUAUACAAGCUGUUUCACCAUGUGCUUCAGCAAAAUCAUCAUUGCCAUCAUCACCCUUUGCCAAUCCUGGUGUUAUAGAAACCACUUCAUCCGUUACCAAUUCAGGUUGUGAUCCAGCUGCUUUGCCCUGUCCUUCAGUGCACCCUACAUCAUCCGACAACUUCGAGAGUUUUUAUGGCUCACUACUACAAGACAUCUCAGCAACUACCAGUGCACAGACAGUAGUAGGAGGAACAGCAACAGCUGCAGAAAAUUGUAUUAAACAGGUCACUACCAUUAAACCAAUCAUGCCAUCCGCACCACUUCUGGCAGAAAUAGUAGAUCAUCAAGCAGAGGAUAAGGAUGACCCUAGAAAUGAAAUACUGGAGGCUAAGAGGCCCAUCGAUCGCCUACUUGAUGCGGUGCGUACUUCAUCACCAGCGAUGCUUUGUAGCGCAGCUAAUUCUGUCUGCUCAGUCCUCAACUCGAACAAUUGGGUACAACAGAGCGAAAUGGAUACCUUUGAGGAUUGGGCAUUCUUCUCAGAGCAGUGUGGAUCUAGCACUGCGAACAAAAUGAAGCGUGAUUUGGAAAGUACAUCAUUGUAUUCUGAGUCAGCACCACAGGGCAUCAUGGGUGCAAGUUGCUUGACAUUUGAUUGCACUGCCUCCGAGGAUGAAUACAGUGUAGAACGGCGUGCUAGAAGGCAAAAAACACAAAAUGCUAAGGAUACUCUGUUAGAUGAAAUAAACUCUGCAAACAGCAUGUUGUUAGAUACCAUUAUCAGCAUCGCUAAUGACAAUGGAACAGAUGGGAUCUCCUCUAGCUGUGGUGGGACAAUGGUCAAGCUCUUCUACACUGCCACAUCACUCGCACCAGACCUUGCAUCGCUCUUUGCAACACCUGGAAUGUGUAUCGUCAUACCCCUGAAGCUCUUGGUCCCUGCAGAUUAUCCAAGAAGCUCUCCUAUGCUUGUCUGUGACAAGGGUGAUGAGCAAAUGAGGAAGAGGUUCAAUGCCAUUUCUGGCACACUGGACGUAGCCUUCCGGCAGGCCCUCUGUGGACUCCCAGAUCCCAUGUCAGUCCUAGACAUCGCAAAGGCGUGGGAUGCCUCCGUACGGAGGGCGGUCGUGGAAUUUGCACAGAGGCACGGUGGGGGAACAUUCAGCUCCAGCUACGGUGAGUGGGCUAGGUGCUGAUGGUGUGUGAGAGAUGGAGACUGCGUGUGUGCCUGUUGUUUUGUUGUAGAACAUGCUGGUCAGUUUAAGAUUUUAUUUGAAUAUGGAAACUAGUAUGAGAGAAGCAUAGCAUGU